GCUUCUGUUAUUUCAACAGUGUCGGCUACAGUUUAAUUUUUUUAAUAUGUUCAGAACAAAGGUUGUCUUUGUAUUUAGAGCUUUCAAUAUGUCCUAUAAAAAGAAUUGGUCAGAAAACCACAGUUGGUCUGACAAACAAGAACGUGAUUUAAUGAAAAAGCACUAUAUGUUCGCACCAAGUUAUCUACAUUAUGACUACCUCUUCAAGAUAUUACUGAUAGGAGAUAGCGGAACGGGGAAGAGCUCGCUUCUUAUUCGUUUCUGUGAUGAUUAUUUCUCCAACACAUUCAUCAGUACGAUCGGCGUGGAUUUUAAAAUAAAAACUUUGGAAUUGGAUGGCAAGCUGAUAAAAUUACAAGUUUGGGACAGUGCGGGUCAAGAACGAUUCCGUACGCUAACUACGUCUUACUACCGAGGAGCUCAUGGUAUAAUAAUUGUGUAUGAUAUAAGCGAUCGAGCAAGCUUUGUCAAUGUCAGCAUGUGGCUGUCAGAAAUUGACAAAUACGCGAGUGACAACGUGCACAAAGUAUUGGUGGGGAAUAAAUCGGAUAAAGAGACUGAGAGAGAAGUUGAUUUUAAUUCAGCAAAAAUAAUGGCGGACAAGCUGGGGAUAGAUUUAAUCGAGUCAAGCGCCAAAAAUAACGACAAUGUCGAAGAAAUAUUCAAUGGACUUGUAAAAGAAUUAAAAACACAGUUGGGUGACAUUGAUGAAAAAUGCACGAGUCAGCUAAAAGGAGCCACGACACUUUGUGAAGGGAUUAAUGUCAUGGAAGAAAGAAUGUCAUGUUGUUGGUGAUGACGUCAUCAUGUCAUGAAAAGAAAAUGUCUAGUAUGUUGGAGAUGACAUCAUCGUGUCAUGAAAAGAAAAUGUCUACCGUUAGUGAAGACGUCAUCGUGUCAUGAAAGAGCGCUAGUAUGUUGGUGAUGACGUCAUCAUGCCACAAAAAUAAAAUGGCUAUUAUUGGUGAUGACGUUAUCGUGUCAUAAAAAGCGCUAGCAUGUUUGAGCAGGAGAGGCAAUGACGUCAUAAUCGGCGCAUGUUUAGAUCAUAGCAUUACAGAGGGUUAAAAUUAACAUGACCAAGAGAACCUUGCCCUCAUCGCCAACAGAUGUUGACGCAUUUUGAGAAAACCACAAAACAUUUCUUGUUAUUUAAUGAUUUAGAUUAUUCGCGAUAUUUUCAGUAUCACAUUUUUGUAAUUUUUUACAACUCUAGAGGUAUUGUAAAUAUUUUUUCUUUACGUUAA
Molecule: messenger RNA, 1247 nt
Organism: Hydractinia symbiolongicarpus
Lineage: Eukaryota; Metazoa; Cnidaria; Hydrozoa; Anthoathecata; Hydractiniidae
Product: ras-related protein Rab-1A-like
Exons: 2
Coding region: 47-796 (249 amino acids)
Molecular function (GO): GTP binding; GTPase activity
Source: RefSeq, a predicted model, not a curated record